CUGUCAUGUCUAUAUCAGUUUCGAAUAUAUUAAUAAAUUACCUGCAUAAAAGCGCGCUAAAAGAAGCGAGGACCGGUAGUUAUAUCAAAGACACGUUACUGUCGAAAACGAACCGGCGAACUAAAAAUGGAUACGAGCAGUGCUGGCAGUGAACAAGAGGAUGCGGCUAAUAGAUGUCGCUGGUUUCGCGUUAACUGGAAAUGGUGCAAAAUGGGAAGUUCCAAUCUUGGAAUCAACAUUCGUCUAAAUCCAGUUGUGUCCUUCGUCUCAGCUUUGAUUAUCUGGGGCUUUGUCGUGUGGUGUAUGACCGAGCCAGAAGCAGCGAAUAAAAAAAUGGGAGAGUGGAAAACCUGGAUCACCCAAACCUUUACCUGGAUGUACAUCGGCACCCAAGACGCCUGGGCUGUGUUUAUUAUCGUCCUGUACUUCUCCAAAUACGGCAACAUGAAACUGGGAAAACCGGAUGAAAAACCUGAAUUCAAAGACGCGUCGUACUUCACCAUGCUGUUUGCCGCUGGCAUAGGGAUCGGCCUAUUCUACUUCGGAGUUGCUGAACCGGUCUGGCAUUACGCGCCUGGUCAUUAUGGAAACCGUUAUUAUGACAGGUACAAUGACAAUCAACGGGCCCAGGACUCCAUGAACCUAACUUUGUUUCACUGGGGUAUUCACGGAUGGAUCGUGUAUGUUGUGGUGGGUCUUCUGUUGGCCUUUGUAGGUUACAGGCAAGGACUUCCCAUGACAAUGCGCUCCUGUAUGUAUCCCCUCAUCGGCGACAAGAUUUAUGGAUGGAUGGGAGAUGCUAUCGACAUCCUUUCCGUUGUGUGCACCAUGUUUGGCGUUUGCACGAGCUUAGGACUGGGCGUAAUGCAACUAAACGCUGGUGUUCACCGCUUAAGAAGCUCCAUUGAGGUCAGCACCUUAAACCAGAUCAUCAUCAUCUGGUGCGUCACGGCCUGCGCUACAGCCUCCGUUAUCAGCGGACUGAAGAUGGGCAUCCGACGGUUGAGCGAAAUCUGUUUCAUCUUGGGCGUAUUUGUCAUGAUGCUGGUGUUCUUCCUUGAUGAACCCUGGUUCACGCUGAACUUGCUUGUCCAGAGCACCGGUUAUUACAUGCAGACAAUAAUUCAGCUUGGCUUCCACACGGACGCUUUUGCUCAGCUAGGAAAUGCCCCGGACGGAAAGGAGGCCGCGCAAUGGAUGGAUGGUUGGACCAUAUUUUACUGGGGCUGGUGGAUCGCCUGGUCGCCUUUCGUCGGCAUGUUCAUUGCCAAGAUAUCUAGAGGCAGAACCAUCAGACAGUUCAUCAACGCCACACUCACGGCACCGGUCGCUUUUUCAAUCUUCUGGUUCAGUGUCUUCGGAGGCGCAGGCCUAAAGAUGGAACGAAAUGCAGUACUUGCAAACAUAACUUGCACUUCACCGAUCGGCGGAAAAACUGCAACCGAGUCUCUUAAUGGUUUGUUUCGUUUAUCCUGUCGUGGCAAGAACGAUAUGUGGUUCGACGUGAUGCAACAAUAUGGAGACAUAGGAACUUUCCUUUCAAUCCUUUCCCUGAUCGGAAUCGUCCUUUACUUUGUCACCAGUUCUGACAGUGGUUCCCUUGUGAUAGACUGUCUUUCGGCCAAUGGCGACCCCAAACCUCCCGUCCUCCAGCGUAUCUUCUGGGCUCUGACUGAAGGUGCAACAGCAACUGCUCUUCUUUAUGUUGGAGGUGAUAAAGCACUUAAUGCCCUGCAAACAGUUUCCAUUGCGUCUGGGGUUCCCUACACCAUCCUGCUCUGUUUCAUGUGCGUGGCGUUGUGGAGGGCGGUAAAGGUAGAAGCUGGAGACCUUGAUCCCAAUGGUCCACAGUUCACCACUGGCCUUUUGGAUGUUCUCAGUACUCCAACUACCGAGAGCGUGAUCAAAGUUUUCCUGAACAUCUUUGCACCCUGGUACUCCAUGUCAGUUGCAGCUGCGGAAAUGGAAAGGCCGAAAGGUAGAAAGUGGACGAAGAUGCUGAUCCUUGCGAUACCGUUCUACACUUGGAUCGCACUUCUGGCUUUGGAAUCCUUUGACAUCGCUUCCGGGAUAUGUUACGUCGGAUGGACGGUGCUGUUUGGAUUCUUCGCCUAUGGUGCGGGGAUACGCAUCUCGAUACGAGAGAGAUACGACAUCCACGGAAACAUGAUAGAAGAUUUCUUUGCAGUGAUGAUCCUCUACCCAUUUGCUGCCUACCAGAUGGAACACCACAUGAAAAACUAUCGAGGACGAGACAACGAAGACCAUCUUGUCCAGAAUGGACACUGUGGAUCAUACGAUAAAUCGGAGUCGUGUUGUGUUCCUCUUGAGGAGAUAGAAAAGUUAGUUGAUCCAGACCAGAGACACACAAACGUUUAACGCCUUGAGCAAACAUUAUUUAUGAGACUGAAAGUUAAAAAUUAGUGAGAACUGUAAUCUUUUUAAUUUGAUUAUUUUUCAUAAAGAAUAUUUGCGUUUCUAAGGAUUAAUAUAAAGAAACGGUUAAGGUAUUGCCGGAGAAGCAUUGCAAAGCAAUUGUUAGUUCAAGGUAUAAUUUUGUUAGCAGCUUCUCGAAUUAGGUGUAAAUAUUUUAAUUCUUUCAAAGUUACUUUUUUAAGGCUAAAAAAACCUGUUAGUUUGAUAGGUAUGUAUAGCAGAUGUGUUAAGAUGUAAAAUGUAAAAAGAGACUCUCAAGGGAGGCUAUUUAUGACAAAGAUCGCUGUUGAUCCAUUUAAGUAACUAGGUAACUAAAUUAAUUAACUAAAAAUUAAAAAUUUUAUUGUAAAGCAAGAGUGUUGAUGAUUUUAAUUGUCCUGUUACAAAAACAUAAUAGAAGUACCUGUCAUGUUUGGAACUUCAGCAUCUUUUUAAGAAGUCUACCGGCUCUAUUGUAUCACGUGAAAAAUAAAGAAGGCCUCUGGGGCUUAUAUAGCAUUAA
Messenger RNA from Orbicella faveolata, 2938 nucleotides. RefSeq lists its product as uncharacterized. Gene Ontology annotation, biological process: nitrogen compound transport. Gene Ontology annotation, cellular component: plasma membrane. Gene Ontology annotation, molecular function: transmembrane transporter activity. The record is from RefSeq and is a predicted model, not a curated record. Lineage: Eukaryota; Metazoa; Cnidaria; Anthozoa; Scleractinia; Merulinidae.